Linum tenue is the source of this 1323-nucleotide messenger RNA. The record is from the annotation of a GenBank genome assembly. NCBI's taxonomy places the organism in Eukaryota, Viridiplantae, Streptophyta, Magnoliopsida, Malpighiales, Linaceae.
AUGGGUGGCCGGUGCUCCAAGUUAACUCUCUGCUGUUACCACUCUCACCAUAAGCCUUCCGUCCUCGAGUCCUCCGAUCUCGAGGACGGGGUCAAAAAUGACGGGAGCCCAUGGCCGAGCUUUAAGGAGUUCAGCUUGGAGGAGUUGAAAUCCGCCACCGGCGGGUUUUCUUCCGACAACAUAGUGUCGGAGCACGGCGAGAAGGAUCCAAAUAUGGUUUACAAAGGGAAAUUGGAUGCCGACCGGUGGAUUGCUAUCAAGCGCUUCAAUAGAAUGGAUUGGCCCGAUUCUCGCCAGUUCGUUGUCAGUUCAUUGUUUCACUCUUUUCUAAUUUUGGGCUUUGCUUUGACUCUAAUCAGCAAGGGAAGGGGUUUGUACCAUGAUCUCAAUGCCUAUAGGGUCUUAUUUGAUAAGGAUGGGAAUCCAAGGCUAUCUUGCUUUGGGAUGAUGAAGAACAGGAGAGAUGGCAAGAGUUACAUCACUAAUCUCGCAUUCACCCCUCCUGAGUACUUGAUAACUGGCAGAGUGACUCCAGAGAGUGUAGUCUACAGUUUUGGUACACUUCUGUUGGAUCUACUUAGUGGCAAACAUAUUCCACCCAGCCAUGCCCUUGACUUGAUUCGCGGCAAGAACUACCUGAUGUUGAUGGAUUCAGCACUGGAAGAUCAUUUCUCAAAGGACGACGGUACUGAGUUGGUGAGAUUGGCUUCUCGUUGUUUACAGCUUGAAGCUCGAGAGAGGCCAAAUGCCAAGACACUUGUGGCUUCUCUGAUUCCACUUCAGAAAGAAACUGAGGUUCCUUCAUAUGUGCUUAUGGGGAUCCCACAUGAAGCAGUAGCAUCAGCAAGUAACCAGCCGCUGUCGCUAACCCCAUUUGGCGAGGCCUGCUUGCGAAUAGAUCUUACUGCUCUACAUGAACUGCUGGAGAAAGUUGGGUACAAGGAUGAUGAAGGAAUUGCCAAUGAGCUGUCUUUCCAGAUGUGGACAAAUCAAAUGCAAGAUACCUUGAACUCCAAGAAACAUGGAGACAUUGCCUUCCGAGCAAAGGAUUUCCCUACUGCCAUUGAUUACUACUCACAGUUCAUCGAUGGAGGAACCAUGGUAUCACCGACGGUGUAUGCUAGGCGGUGCCUGUCGUACUUGAUGAAUGAUAUGGCACAAGAAGGGCUUGGAGAUGCCAUGCAAGGUCAAGUUGUGUCCCCUGAGUGGCACAUUGCUUCUUACCUUCAAGCAGCAUGCCUCUUCAGCCUUGGAAUGGAGGGUGAUGCUCAGGAAGCUUUGAAAGAUGGCACCAACUUGGAAGCCAAAAGGAACAAAAAUUGA